This is a messenger RNA of Penicillium salamii, 1737 nucleotides long. Lineage: Eukaryota; Fungi; Ascomycota; Eurotiomycetes; Eurotiales; Aspergillaceae. The record is from the annotation of a GenBank genome assembly.
AUGAGGAUAAUCAGUACAUCUUUUCCUCUGCCUUUCUUCUCGCAUUCAACGAAGAUGGCUCUUCUUGUCCUACUUUUCACGCUUUUCUCAGCAUGCACUGCCACAAUCUCACCCAACAAUGAUCUGCCAGUGGUUGAUUUAGGGUAUGAGUUGCACCAGGCAAUCUCGUUCAACAGUGAAUAUGACUUCUACAAUUUCACCAAUAUCCGCUACGCAGCUCCGCCCGUCGGCGAUCUACGAUGGAGGUUACCCGCAGCCCCUGAGACGAACCGGACAAACAUUCAAACCGGCAACGAGGGCAGAGCUUGCCCCAGCGUCCUGCCGUUGUGGUCACUUCUUCAAGUUCAGUGGCUAACCACUUACUGGGAUAACAAGCCACUCGGAAUAUCCACCAAUAUCUCUUCUUAUCCUUACAGGCCUCUUCCGCAAGAUGGACGUACAACGGAGGACUGCUUGUUCUUGGAUGUCAUUGUUCCCAAAGCCGUCUUCGAAAAGACUCAGCACAAGGAAUCUCAGGAUAAGAAGCUCGCCCCUGUACUGGUUUGGAUCCAUGGUGGAGGUCUAGCUGCUGGGGACAAAGGCGAAGAUGAUGCCUCUGGGUUGAUUGAACGAAGCAUGAAUGACAACGAUGGUAUUGUCUACGUCCAAAUGAACUAUCGGCAAGGUGUUUUCGGCUUCCUCGCGGGAAAUAUCAAAGAGGAUGGAAUCGCCAACUUGGGACUACACGAUCAGCGCUUCGCACUGGAAUGGAUAGCUGAGAAUAUUCACCUGUUUGGCGGCGAUCCCAAUCAAGUCACUGUCAUGGGCCAGUCCGCUGGGGCUGGGUCCAUAGUCCACCACAUCGCAUCGUACGGAGGUGAAAAUGGGCCUGUGCCAUUCCAGAAGGCUAUCAUCCAGAGUCCCGGAUGGGUUCCUGGAAUUUCUGAUAAGCAGCAAAAAGCUGCACUGGAGCAAUUCUUCAAUAUCCUUGGUGUGACAACAAUUGACGAGGCCCGGAAACUACCAUCGGAGAAAUUGAUCGCGGCCAACGCAUUGCAAAUCUACUACUCUGCUCCUUGGGGAUCGUUCACCUACGGUGAAGUUGUGGAUGGUGACCUUGUGCCUGACGUCGCAUGGCGGUUACUCCUCGAGGGUAAAUUUGAUCACAGCGUGAAAGUAAUGACUGGACACACCCAUGAUGAAGGACUCCUGUUCACGGGUCCGGACUCCCUUGACGGUGACAGAUUUGAAUCUGACAUUGUGGCCUACGUUCAAGUCUCGAAGGACACCGCCAAGUACAUUGCAAAUGUUUUGUACCCGCCCAUCUUCGACGGGUCAUAUGGCUACAAAGACUCGGUGCAGCGCUGGGCACUCCUCGUUGAGGACUGGAGCUUGACUUGUGAAGUUGAUUAUCUGCGCCGAGCAUUCGACAAUGAGACCUACGCAUAUCAGUUCAGCAUUCCGCCAGCCUUGCAUGCCGAGGAUGUUCCAUACACCUUUUACAAGAACGGAUCAACUCUCGGCAGUAUCUUUUUCAACCGUCCUGUGGCUAACGUCACCGUGGCACAUGCGAUACAGGACUGGAUUACGAGCUUUUCUCUCUACGGGGAGCCGAAGUCUGAUCUCGCUCCAGAGUUCCCUCAACAAGGCCCCGAUGCACAGCUCAUGGAUACUCGCUUGGAAUCAUUCGAGCUGAUUCAUGAUCGGACUGAUGGCCCACGCUGUCGAUUUUGGCAGACGGUGCGAUAUGAUUUCUAA